Messenger RNA from Pogona vitticeps (central bearded dragon), 867 nucleotides. The record is from RefSeq and is a predicted model, not a curated record. Lineage: Eukaryota; Metazoa; Chordata; Lepidosauria; Squamata; Agamidae.
CCCUAUGGGAAUGACAUUUCUCAAAUUGCAGUGGAUGUGGAAUUUCAGACAAAAGACAGAGUCAGGUUUAAGAUCUAUGAUCCGAACAACCUUCGGUUUGAAGUUCCCCUCAAGAUUGAAUCCCCACCUCUUGCUGCUGAGGACACCAGCUAUGACAUCGAAUUUGUCAGUGAUUCAUCUAUUCAGUUUAAAAUCAUAAGAAAAGCCACCGGAACAGUGUUAUGGGACACCUCUCUCGUGAAUCUCAUAUUUUCUGACCAGUACCUUCACAUCACAACAAAUGUCCCAUCCACUUCUGUAUAUGGCUUUGGUGAAAAUCAACAUCCAUCCUUCAAGCAUAAUAUGGACCAUAUAACAUAUGGCAUGUAUUCUAGGGAUCAACCUCCACAGAUGUAUGCAAAUCUUUAUGGAGUCCACCCUUUUUACAUGUGCAUAGAGAGCGAUGCAAAUGCUCAUGGUGUCCUCCUCCUGAAUUCCAAUGCACAAGAUGUCACAUUGAAUCCAGAGCCAUCUUUGUCCUUUCGCACCAUUGGAGGGAUUCUUGAUUUCUAUGUCUUCCUCGGCCCAACCCCUGAAAACGUAGUCCAGCAAUACACAGAGGCUAUUGGACGACCACAUCUCCCUCCCUAUUGGUCUCUGGGGUACCAGCUCUCACGAUGGGGAUAUUCUAACAUUGAUGUAUUAAAGCAAACUGUUGAACGCAUGGAGCAGUACAGCAUCCCAUAUGAUGUCCAGUAUGGAGACAUUGAUUACAUGGACCACCAGCUCGACUUCACUUAUGACAAAGAAAACUAUGCAGGCCUGCCAGAGUUCAUUCAAGAAUUGAAGAAUGAUGGAUUGCACUAUGUUAUUAUUCUGGUAAAUUAG